AUGCCGGUUGCCAAUGGCCCAUCCAGAACGCGUCAGAAUUUCCAGAAGGCUAUAACCACCUACGCUAUAUAUACGAAGCACUGUACAACUGUUCUUGACUUCGUUUUGGGCGUUGAUAGACCUUGUGCACCUUUAUUGACUUGCAAAUGUUUCGUCACCCAUACGAGGAGACCCAGCCAACUGCGCACUGGUGAUGUCUUCUCGUAUGGUGGUGAAACUUUUGCGAGUCAAAUGCCAAGCUCGUUGACUUGCAAAUGUUUCGUCACCCAUACGAGGAGACCCAGCCAACUGCGCACUGGUGAUGUCUUCUCGUAUGGUGGUGAAACUUUUGCGAGUCAAAUGCCAAGCUCGGUGAACAGACCAACAGCCACCUGA
Messenger RNA from Opisthorchis viverrini, 375 nucleotides. RefSeq lists its product as hypothetical. The transcript has 3 exons. NCBI's taxonomy places the organism in Eukaryota, Metazoa, Platyhelminthes, Trematoda, Opisthorchiida, Opisthorchiidae. The record is from RefSeq and is a predicted model, not a curated record. The coding region runs from base 1 to 375 and encodes 124 amino acids.